UCAGAUAAAACGAGCGGGUCUGCGUUUGUAAUGCGCGAGCGUGUGUGAUAAGGAGGUGGGGGUGAGACCCCGUCGUGUUUUGACCCCCGAAACAACCUCAGCCUCCGUCGCUCCCUCCGUCUCUGCUUUAAAGCGCCACCGCUCCUUUGGCCGUGACAGACCACUCCAGCUCGUGUCUCGGUCCAUGGACAUCGCGAAAGAACAGCGAGGACGCUACAGCACCGUGCACCAUCUCGCGCCCGCUAGCCCUGCAACACUCCGGAUCCGCGCGCUGCGAUAACCACGUCUCACACUGGAUGCUCGCCUGGGCGGAGAGACUCGCGCGUCUGGAGUUUCGUAAUCGUGCCCCGCGCUACCGGAUUGGUGUGUGUCGUCUUCCGCGAGAGAGCGUGGCUUCCGUGUCGCAUGGAUAGAAGGUAUGAAGAGCUUGUACAGUACGCAGGGUCUGAGGUUUUGUCUGUGGGGUCUUAUGGUGAAGUGAUGAGGUCACUACCCCCACCCCCACCUCACUAUGGCCAAACGGUUCCUGAUUCUCUCAAACAGCACCGAGACCAGAUCUAUGGCCAUCCUCUGUUUCCACUCCUGGCUCUGGUGUUUGAGAAGUGUGAAUUGGCCACCUGCUCACCACGUGACUCCUCCUCAAUGUCAAACUCCUCCCAUCUCCCUGGCAUGACCAGUCACAGUGAUGUGUGCUCCUCCGACUCAUUCAAUGAAGAUAUAGCAGCUUUCGCCAAGCAGAUCCGCUCAGAGAAACCCAUAUUUUCAUCCAACCCAGAACUGGACAAUUUAAUGAUCCAGGCCAUCCAAGUCUUACGCUUCCACCUGCUGGAGCUGGAGAAGGUCCAUGAUCUCUGCGAUAAUUUCUGUCAGCGCUACAUCAACUGUCUGAAGGGGAAGAUGCCCACUGAUUUGGUGCUGGAGGAACGGGAGGGCGGGUCCAAAUCUGACAUAGAAGAUUUCACUGGUUCUUGCACAAGUCUGUCAGAGCAAAAUCAGUCCUGGUUGCGAGACACAGAUGACUGUGUGUCUACACCCUCAGUCACACCCGGUGUCUCCUGUGGACCGACUACACACAGCGCAGAUAACUGCAGCGAAGCAGGAGAUGCUCUGGAUGGGGCUGUAGCGUCUCCCAGUACCGGAGAAGAAGACGAGACUGACCGGGACAGAAGAAAUAACAAGAAAAGAGGGAUCUUCCCCAAAGUGGCAACCAACAUUAUGAGAGCCUGGCUCUUCCAGCACCUAUCACAUCCAUACCCCUCUGAGGAACAGAAAAAGCAACUCUCUCAAGACACAGGACUUACCAUUUUGCAGGUCAACAACUGGUUUAUUAACGCCAGGCGUAGGAUAGUGCAGCCCAUGAUCGACCAGUCGAAUCGCUCAGGUCAGGGUGCCCCCUACAGUCCAGAAGGGGCAGCGUUAGGAGGUUAUGGAUUAGAUGGUCAACCUCACUUAGGCCUUAGGACAGCAGGGCUACAGGGCCUGGCGUCUCUACCUGCGGACUACCCCGGGGCUCUGCUGCCCCAGGCGGGAUACACCCACGCCAGCCCCUCCCUGCACCCAUACCCCAGCCCCCAUGCUGCCAUGCUGCUGGCCCCGCCCCCCCAUCCCCACUCUUCCGAGCCCCUUAUUGGACAAAGCCUUGACAUCCAUGCCCACUGAGAGUGUGGGAGGGGAAAAGGGCGGAGAAGUUAGUUUGGCCGACGCCCUCCCAUCCGUGCUGCUGUCAUCCUACGAGCAUGACCUCACUGUUCUUCAGACGCCCUCGCUGUCUUUUCAAGGCGCCCCUGUGAUCGUUUGCCAUUAACCCUUUAUAAUCACUUUGUCUUAAAACUCAAAGGCACAGAUGUGUCCGACUGUUUUUACAUGUCAGUGUGCUGAGAACCUUUCAGCGCGAUGGCCCCGUGUUCCUGCACACACACACAAUUACAUUCCUCUGCCAUUUACACAUGAGCAUCGCUUUUUAUCAUGCACAGUCAUAUACACAGAACCUAUUUUCAAUUUUGCAAGCUACAUCUUGAACUCUGCUCAAUUGGCUCAAACCGUGUCUUCCUAUGGCCUUCAGGGUGAACCGUAGCCUCUUCUGAACUGAACUUCUGGGUGCUCAGUGCCUCCCCCUGCUGGCCAGAACCCCAUCCCCAGGAAAUCCAGCAGAGAAGAUCGCCAGAUAUCUGCAGUCUGGUGCCUUCACGACUGAAUCAAAUAGUCCUGCAACAGUCUUCUUGAACCAACAGCAUCGAGCUUCCCCGCAAACCCAAAGACGUAACUGCUGGAUGCUCGUGAUAAUGAGAGAGUUUGGGUCCGUCUGUCCUGAUGCUAUGACCCGGUCCUCGUGAUAAUGAGAGAGUUUGGGUCCGUCUGUCCUGAUGCUAUGACCCGGUCCUCGUCUUCCUCUUGCCAACCCUGCCCUCGUCAUGCCGCUCUGUCAUCAGGACGCCAUAUUUAAUUUAAGUUUUUAUGUUGAAUCUAUUUUUGUAUUUAUGUGUGUCAGAGACUCAAUGUCACCAAACCCUGAGUUGAUGUUUAUCUUCAGUUUUUUGAAGUUUAUAUUAAUAGUAGGUCCUUCAAGGUCCUAGCAAGCGUGUUUUUAGUUUGCUUUGUAGGAUCUGUUUCAUGCCUUCAUGAAAUCAUAUGUCUGCUGUAUUAACAUAGAACAUUUCUGGUAAACAGUCCUAACAGAGGGAAGUUUGAGAGGAGGUCUGCAAGUACCAGUGUUAGGUGCAUCUUAUUUCUUAAUCAGGGUAUCUUCCUGGCUUGUGUUUUUAAAUAACUGGACUAAUAUUUAAAAGCUAUGAAUCUGUACUUUACCUCUGCAUUAAAAAAAAACUAUGACUGAA
Messenger RNA from Electrophorus electricus (electric eel), 2834 nucleotides. It is a transcript of the gene meis3, whose product is annotated as myeloid ecotropic viral integration site 3. Lineage: Eukaryota; Metazoa; Chordata; Actinopteri; Gymnotiformes; Gymnotidae. The record is from RefSeq and is a predicted model, not a curated record. Gene Ontology annotation, molecular function: DNA binding. Gene Ontology annotation, biological process: regulation of DNA-templated transcription.